GUGGCACAUCCAGCACAACUAGGUUUUCAAAAUGCAGCCUCUCCUAUUAUAGAAGAGCUCCUCCACUUUCAUGAUCAUGCACUAAUAAUUGUCUUCUUAAUUAGCGCUCUAGUUCUAUACAUUAUUAGCCUAAUAUUAUCAACAAAACUUACCCAUACUAACACAAUAGAUGCCCAGGAAGUAGAAAUAAUCUGAACCAUUCUUCCCGCAAUUAUCUUAAUUAUAAUUGCACUUCCCUCCCUUCAAAUCCUUUACCUCAUAGACGAAGUCAACAACCCCCACCUUACUAUUAAAGCUAUCGGACACCAGUGAUAUUGAAGCUAUGAGUACACAGACUACGAAAACCUGUUAUUUGACUCAUAUAUAAUCCCAACAUGCGACCUACUACCUGGAAACUUUCGCCUAUUAGAGGUAGAUCACCGAGUUGUAAUUCCUACAGAAUCACCAAUCCGAAUUUUAAUUUCAGCAGAAGAUGUUCUACACUCAUGAGCAAUUCCAACACUUGGUAUUAAAACAGACGCAGUCCCAGGUCGACUAAACCAAACAACCUUAAUUACAUCCCACCCAGGUUUAUUUUAUGGCCAAUGUUCAGAGAUUUCUGGCUCAAAUCAUAGCUUUAUACGCAUUGUAGUAGAAUCAACACCUCUAAAAUACUUUGAAGACUGAUCUAAACUUAUAGUAAGCUCAU
Molecule: messenger RNA, 688 nt
Organism: Lacerta agilis (Sand lizard)
Lineage: Eukaryota; Metazoa; Chordata; Lepidosauria; Squamata; Lacertidae
Source: the annotation of a RefSeq genome assembly